UAAAUUCUUUAAUUCACAUUUUUGUGUGUAACUUUUGGUUUACAAUGUCAAUCUCAUAUUUUGUAUGAUUCUUUAUUCAUACAUUAGUCUGUACAUGUAAUCUUACCAGUCGUUUUCUUUCAUAUUGAUGAAGCAGGAGUUUGCGAGGGAGAGAUCUAACAAGGCAAGCUAGCCAUGGCCCAGGAGCAAUUGCAGGUGCUUAAUGCACUGGACAGUGCAAAAACACAAUGGUAUCAUUUCACCGCAAUUGUGAUUGCUGGAAUGGGCUUCUUCACUGAUGCAUAUGACCUCUUCUGCAUAUCCCUUGUCACCAAAUUGCUUGGCCGCAUAUACUAUCACGUCGAAGGCUCAGCAAAGCCUGGCUCAUUGCCUCCAAAUGUAUCAGCUGCUGUCAAUGGUGUGGCACUUUGUGGCACAUUGGCAGGGCAAGUCUUCUUUGGUUGGCUUGGUGACAAAUUGGGAAGAAAGAAAGUCUAUGGCAUGACUCUUAUGCUCAUGGUCAUCUGCUCCGUUGCUUCCGGGCUCUCCUUUGGGCACACCCCAAAAUCUGUAGUUUCGACGCUUUGCUUCUUCCGUUUCUGGCUUGGGUUUGGCAUUGGUGGUGACUACCCACUCUCUGCCACCAUCAUGUCUGAAUAUGCUAACAAGAAGACUCGUGGUGCCUUUGUUGCGGCAGUCUUUGCCAUGCAGGGCUUUGGAAUUUUAGCUGGAGGGUUGUUUGCAAUGCUUAUGUCUGCCAUAUUUGAGGCCAAGUUCAAGGCUCCAGCUUAUGAAGUUGAUCCAACUGGUUCAACUGUCCCACAGGCAGACUACCUUUGGAGAAUCAUUUUAAUGGUUGGAGCACUUCCAGCAGCUCUAACCUAUUACUCGCGGUCGAAGAUGCCUGAAACUGCUCGUUACACAGCGCUUGUUGCCAAUAAUGUCAAACAGGCUACUUCAGAUAUGGCAAAAGUUUUGCAGGUUGACAUUGAAGCUGAACCGGUCAAGCCCCAGGAACCUGCUAAAUCCUUUGGUUUGUUCUCUAAGGAAUUUAUGCGCCGCCAUGGACUUCACUUGCUUGGAACCACAAGUACAUGGUUCUUGCUUGACAUUGCAUUUUAUAGUCAAAAUCUGUUUCAGAAGGACAUCUUUAGUGCCAUUGGAUGGAUUCCUAGUGCAAAGACUAUGAAUGCCGUUUCAGAGGUUUAUAGAAUAGCAAGGGCACAGACUCUUAUUGCUCUAUGCAGCACUGUGCCUGGUUACUGGUUCACUGUGGCCUUGAUUGAUAAAAUUGGAAGAUUUGCAAUCCAGUUGAUGGGAUUUUUCUUCAUGACAGUGUUCAUGUUUGCCUUGGCCUUUCCUUACAAUUAUUGGACACACAAGGAUCACUUGAUUGGGUUUGUGGUACUCUACUCACUGACUUUCUUCUUUGCAAAUUUUGGACCAAAUGCCACCACAUUCGUGGUGCCGGCUGAGAUUUUCCCGGCUAGACUACGUUCUACAUGCCACGGCAUAUCUGCAGCAGCAGGAAAGUUAGGGGCAAUGGUGGGUGCAUUUGGCUUUUUGUACUUGGCUCAACCCCAGGACAAGACUAAGGCAGAAGCAGGGUUCCUUGCUGGUAUAGGGGUCAAGAAUUCACUCAUUGUGUUGGGUGUGGUCAACUUCUUGGGUUUGUUAUUUACAUUCUUUGUGCCUGAAUCAAAAGGAAAAUCUUUGGAGGAAAUUUCAGGUGAGACCAAUGAAGAGCGCAAUUAAGGAAGUAGAAGAUUAAAGCAGCCGCAGACAAGAAGGGAGUUUCUGUUCUUCUAAAAUACAGCAAUUUUUUAGGAUAUCCU
This is a messenger RNA of Prunus dulcis (almond), 1814 nucleotides long. Its product is annotated as inorganic phosphate transporter 1-4-like. The record is from RefSeq and is a predicted model, not a curated record. Bases 175 to 1734 code for a protein of 519 amino acids. NCBI's taxonomy places the organism in Eukaryota, Viridiplantae, Streptophyta, Magnoliopsida, Rosales, Rosaceae. The transcript has a single exon. Gene Ontology annotation, biological process: transmembrane transport; phosphate ion transport. Gene Ontology annotation, cellular component: membrane. Gene Ontology annotation, molecular function: phosphate transmembrane transporter activity.